CGUGCACGUGUGUAUGUGUGCGUUUGUCCUUGUCUGUUCAUUUGUUCUAUUUCUUCAUAUCUCAGUGUUUUGUAGAUGCUCGUUUUGCUUGUCUUUGUCUAUCUCUCUACCCUCUUGGUUCGUCUACCAGCUAGCUAGUCCACUUGUUUGUGCAUCCACUACAGAACAUAACACAUCACCACUCAUUGUCUCAUACCCACCAAUCACCUUCCACUCUUUCCCUAGAUAUUUGCAUUCCCCAACCCGACGACAAAGUCGUCUUUCUCUACGUCUCAUCUCUAUUCAACAUCCUACCUCACAGUCUACGACUUGACUUAUCAUCACCCGACUCAGACAAAACGUCCCUCACUUGCUACUCACUAAGAACCGGCUCCAGAACUCCAUCCAAGUCUCCAGAGAGGCAAAUGGCAGGCUUCCAUGAUCGAUCGAGUGCGACUCUUCCUGCAAUGAGGGGAUCACGAGGACGACUGAGUUCGAGUCCGUCGCCGGACAUGAUGGGGAGGAAGUCGAUUCCGAUAAGACGAAGUGGAUCGGCAGACACGGUUGUGCUGAAACGUGUUGAGCAGGUUCAAGGUGCAAUAAGACCUGCAAUGAGUUCCGGUUCGGUGAAGAUUCAAGUUGCUUCUAGAGCUCGUGAGUCAUCAGUAAAGUCACCUUCACCUGUAAAAAGCCCUAAAGCUUUGCCGAGUGUGGUGACUCCCACUGGGGUUGUCACGGAGAUGUUUAAUGUCGUGCAGAACACGAGGAAAGAUGCGCAAGCGCUUGUUGCUUGGUUGAGUGAUUUGGAGAAGAAAUUGACGACUGCAGUUACAUCUCAAAUGGGGCAAGCUGCUCAAUGCAGGAAGGUCUAUGUUCAACAUCAGGAGCUUGUGAAAGUUUUGUAUGAGAGAGAGCAGGAGGUAAUGAACGUUCUAGAUUGUGGAAAUGAGUUGGUCAAGUCACAGCCGACAUCCGAAGAUCUCAAGCAAAUGCAAGUGGAAAUCGUCGAUCUCGGAAGCAAAUGGUCCAACCUGACGACUGCAGUGAAGGAGAAGUCGCGGAAGGUCUCCCGGACUGUUGUUGCAUCACAAGAGCAGCAGUUACGGUCAUUAGAAGAGUGGCUUACUCGAGUCGAGUCCUACCUACAGAAAUGGGAAUCAGAGACAGAAGAUUGGCAGCAGAAUUAUCUCAAGAGUAUUGAGAGUGGGUUGGAAACUCAUCGAGGUGUAGUGAGUGACUUGAAUGUGUUGGUUGACAUGUCGGCGAGUACGCAGAAGAAGUUCAGUGGCCGUAUUGAGAAGGCCAAGAAACGUUGGGAGACCAUCGAACGUCUACUCGACAUGAAGAAAGUCAAGUCAGCGCGUAAAGAAGAUCUUCACGACGUCUGCAUGGAAACGUACUACUUGUUCAUCAAUGAGCUACAACGAUGGGAAGGUGUGGCAGAAAAGGCGGCAAACAGAAAUGCAGAAAAAGAUGAGCUGGAGAAAUUUCAGCAGUGCAAGUCUGCAGUAAAAGGUCAGUUACAGACUCUGUGUCGUGACGUUGAAUCGUAUGUGAAGAUGAAUCGUGGAAGUGAACAAGCAGUGAAGAUCGAGCAGCAGGUGGAGGAUGCAACGUGUCGUUGGGAAGCCGUGUGCAAGAGACUCGAACAUGGUUUGAUAGGAAUUAGUUAUGGGAUGGAACAGAUUCAUGAAUUACAAGGUCGUCUGGAUGAGUUGCACAGCUGGGUGAAAGGAGUGCAAGCCGUUCAUCUGACGUCUCCUUUGAUGUUGUCGUCGCACGAACGAGUUGAUCAAGAACUGGAUGAGGUCAAGAAACUUCUCUCUGAAAUCACUGCACGACGGCCUCUUGUUGAGGCUCUUGAGAGGGCAUCUCAUCAACUUGCAAAUCAACUGGGAGUAUCAAAAACAGCAAAACCAACUACGAGGGAGGACAGAGAUGCUGACCAUUUGGUGAAGGCUGUGGACGAGUUUAAGACGGGCUGGAGCAAACUGUGUGAUGACGUUGGCAAACGAAAUCAGCAGCUACACCAAGCUCGGGUCAACUUUCAGAGAUUCGAUGGUCUUGUUGGUGACAUCAGGAAAUGGAUGGAUGAAUCCGAGUCUGUGCUGUUGGUGUCAACGCAAGACGAAGAUAGGGAACUCAGACUGAAGUCGCUCCGCGCUGCUCAAAGGAUUCAGAGUGACGUCUUGCUCAGUAUCCAGCAUCUCAGUAGAGAGAUCCAGACGCUUUCGCCUGAUGCUCGAGCCGUCGAGAGCGUCUACGUGUCAGUGAAGGAACGAUGGGACGAUAUUGACGUCUUGCUGCAAGAAAGACUGUCGGCGUUCAGUCCGACCCUCAAGGAGUCCGUGUCUGUAACAAAGCAGCUGUCGUGGAUUGCUGAUUGGCUGAAUGAAACCGAACCAGAUAUUGUUGCCUUAUCUGCUGCGAAGAGCCUGCAGGAGGAUGGAUUACACUUGGACGUUCAGACACGUUUGACAAAAGUGAAGACGUGGUCAACAGAUGCAACAAAGGUGAAACAGAAAGUCGCAUCGAUCAGCAGCAGCGGUCUCAUCCUACUACCAGCCGACAUGCAAGCUCCAGUCAAGCAACAAAUUGACGAAGCGAACGAGCGACUCGACGACAUCUUCGACGUUCUCACUGCCCACGAACGACAACUGCAAUCCGCUCGCAAACAAAUCAAAGACUUCGAACAGCAACUGGACGAUCUAACAGGCUGGACCGAAGCCUCAAGGAAAGUACUUCGAGGUGGCAGACUUCGAGCUGACGAGGAGAGCAAGGCGAAGCUUCAUGCGAUCGAAUCCGAAGUCGAAUCGAAGAAGGAACAAAUCAAGAGGCUUUCAGUUGCUUCUGCUGUCAUGGUGGCUCAGUCGUUGCCUCAGCAUGCGCAUUCGCUCGAGAGGAAGCUGGAGGUCGAGUUGAAGGAGUUCAAUCACUUGAUUUCGUGUCUGGCGUCGAAGUGGAAGGAGGUGGAUUCGGCGAGUGUUAGCGUGGAGCAGGCGCAGAAAGAGAUUGAGGACUUGAUCGAGUGGCUGUUGAAAUUGCAGGAGAGGAUUGAUUGCGUGGAGGAGAAGCAGGGAAUCGAAGAUCAAUUCCAGCAGUGUCAGGGAUUUCUCGAAGAACUAUCCGCUCAAAAACCCAAACUCGCCGACAUGCAUCGACACGUCGAGUCGGUCCUCGCCAAUCUGUCGUCGAACGACGAACAGCGUCAACAGCUCGACGCGGAACUCAAGCUCGUUGCGGAGAAAUACCACGACAUGAGCGUCUCACUCGAAAGCGAACGCGACAAAGUGCAAGCGACAAUGUCGUUUGCUAAGAAUCUGAUGGAUCUACAAGACUGGCUGUCGCAGGCCGAAGAAGGUGUGGACAAGAUUGCGGAGUCUCCGUUAGGCCAUGGCGUGUCGGCGACUGCCGUUCUCGAAACGUGCCAAGAAUUUCAGGAGCGUGUUAACGCGCGGCGGUAUCUCUUAGAGCACGCUAACGCGGCAGCGCGCGCUAACCUCAGCACGGCGGAUCCGGAUUUUGUCGACGCGUGUCGGCAAAAGUUGACGGAGCUUGACGGUCGACAUUCGAGUUUGAACGAGAACGUUGCGUUGUUGAAUCAGAGACUGUGCGAGGUGAGCGCGUUUGAGAGUCGAAUGGAGGAGGUUGAGACGUGGGUGGAGAAGACAGAGAGGGAGAUGGCGCGGCAGGUGACGGACGGACGGAGGAAGGAGAUGCUGUCAAUGGCUGGUGAUCAGGGAGAUGUGCUUGAUGGUGUGGAGAAACUUUUGGAUGCUGUGGAGGGAAACAUUGAGGACGACUCGGCGACUUCGUAUAGGGAGAGACUGCGCGGUUUGCGACGUCAGUUUGACGUGCUGCUGAAUCUGUUGAGAGGAGACGUGGCGACUGUGGCGCCCGCCGUUCUCGUCGAGUCCAAGUCUCGUCACAUUUCGUUUGUCGAGCCGGUCGUCACCGGCAGCAAACUGUCAGCGACGCAGGAGCAGGCGCAGAACGACUCGACGGCGAUGGAGGACGUCGUGGCGGCGAUGGACAAGGAGAUGAUUGGCAAGCUGAAGGAGUUCGAGAGAGCACUGAUCGAGCUGUCGCGCAUGAUGAACGCCGCCGAUUACGAGUUCAGCGGGAUCAGCUCGACGUCGACGAGCGUGGACGACAUGCUGCAAAAGUGCGAGCAUUUACAGAAAAAUCUCCGCAAGCAAGAGACUCCUAUAUCCGAAUUAAAGAAGCUAUCGUCUACUCUCAUUGCAUUUUGCAAUGGCAAAGGUCACACGCAAGCAGCUGAAGUUAUUUCCGACAAACUGAAGGAGCAGUUAACGCGCUUCCAGGAGUUAAAGAGUGGGACGGAUGCUGAGCAUGCUCGGCUGCGUCAGGCGGCUCAGUUUGCGCAGACUAUUUUGUCGUUGGCCGAGUGGGUGAUGGAAACGGAUACUGUGUUAUCUGCCGUGGAGAUGGCGCCUAUAGGAUGUGGUGCGACCAUAGAACAGGCGUUGGAGCAAUGCAGAACAUUGGAGCAAGCGCUGGAAAACUAUAGACGCACUAUUGAAAACGUGAAUGAGAGCGGCGAGAAGGUGAUUCCCAAUCUCGAUCCCGAGGUGGCGGACGUCUUUCAGACGAAACUGCAAGAACUCAAUCAACAGUAUCGAAGACUCUGCUCACGAAGCGACCGACUCAUUGAAGGAUUUGAAGAAGUGCAGUCGUUUGACGGCAAGCUGUUACAGCUGACUACUUGGUGCACACAGAUGUCUCAACAGCUGGCAGCGAGGCCCGUUGCAGUUACUAAGGCUCUCCAUGGCGACAUCGUGAACAGAAAGAAGGAGUUCGACGCUCUUUCGUCUCAAUGUCGAGACAUCGCAGAUCACUUAUCAUCCGAGGCGUGCGCGUCUUUCGAAGAGCGAACCGAGAACUUGUUGAGAAACUACGAACUGCUAACCGAAGAGGCGGUGAAGGCGGUCGAAGUUGCCGAGACGGACGUCGACAGCUUCGUCGACGAGUGUCGGAAGUUGACGGAAUGGCUCGCCGACGUCAAGAAGUUUCUUCAACCGAAGGCAGACGCGGGGACGGAACUGAUGUCGAUUGGUGACGAGCUGGAGAGAUGCAGGACGUUGGGUGGUGAGUUGAGUGACGAGGAGGUGACUCUUAAUCACUUAGCCAAGUCGUCGAAACGUCUACGAGAAAGUGGAGGGGGAGAGAAGAAGCAACUAGACGAAGCGCAGAAGAAAUAUUCGCAACUUGUGAAGGUCUAUACCGAGGUUAAAGGACUUGGUGCGCAGCGAGAGAAGCUCCUGGAGAAGGCCGAAGCGUUCGAACGAGACCUAGACUGCAUGAUGACGUGGCUCAUUCAGACGCUUGACUGGCUGCAGACAUGCAAGCAAAGUCAACUGCAACCCGACCAGCAAAUACAAACUGUAAAUAUGCUGCGAGCAAACGUCGACCAACAGCAGCCAAACUACGCCACAUUAACAUCCUCCAGUGAGACUCUCGUUGCAAAGUUCGAGAGCGCAAGAUCAUCCAUCUACGCCGACAAACUGAGCAUGCUUAAAGAAAAGUGGACAGCAUUAGACAGCGAAACAAGUAUGUUUGAAAUGACAGUUAAAAAAACAACAGAAGAGGAAGAAACAACGAGAAAACAUAAAGCUUUCUCUGCUGCUGAGGAUAUGCGUCAAUGGUUGACGUCGUUGGUUGAGGAAAUGAAUGUGCAGGAGGGUCCUGCUGCUGAUGUCGACAUGUUGAUGAAGCAAAUCGACGAGCAGAAGGAAUUUCAAGAGAGACUGUCAUCUCGCCACGCAGACGUCGAAGACACUAAAACGUCACUCUCCUCCCUUACCACUAAACCGGAAGUGGGACCGGAAGCAUCCUCACACAUUGUUGCAAUCAGUGAUCUUCACGUUCAGGUGUUAGACACCUGUAGACAGCGUGAAGAAGAACUCGAGAAAGCAAUGGAGGAGUUGCAGGGGUUUCACCGCGAUUUGGCUGACGUUUUGAGGUGGUUGAAGGAUGUGGAGAGUCGGCAGGAGGUGUCGCCUCGUGAUAUGCAGCUGUCGAAUGGAGAUGGUUUGUCGGGUCCGAGGGAGAUGUGCAAGAUUGUAAAGGAAGAAAUCGACCAACGAAGCGCCAUUGUCGAAAGCCUCAACUCGAGAAUGUCGAGUAUUCUCUCAUCGAGCGCCACCCACGGAACGGCCAAACUCAUCCAACGAAUUGAAGAGCUAAAUCGUCGAUACCGCGAAGCAUCGGCAAAGGCUGAAGAAUACCUGCAGGGCACCGAGUACCGAACUCUCAAUAAGGAACAACUGAUGAGAGAAAUGGCCGGUCUGAAGGACUGGCUGCAGACAAUCGAGAAGUGGUUGAUGAUGCAGAGAACGUUGACGUCGUCGGGCACGAAGGAAGACCAACAGGCCAGUGAGCAAGAACUGGAACGAUGCACAAAUCUACUUCGUGACUUGGCAAGUCGUCGCUUGAGUGUCGAGUCAAUUGUUGACUCGGCUCACUCCAUCUCGACGUCUGGAGAUCACAGCAACGAGGAGGCAGCGAUGCUUGCUCAAGAGGCCGAUUAUUUGCAGAAGUUUUUCGAAGACGUCAAGCAGCGAUGUGCCGGUCGGCAGGCAGAACUGCAGACGAGCAUUCUUCAGGGUGCUGGAGAGCUGGUACCAGAGCCUAUGCAGUUGGAGACGCUCCAGGAUGUUGUAGCAGCUGUAGAUGACUUACAAGAGUGGCUGGAUGGUGUACAUGUGUGGGUAGAGACACAGCAUGUGAGGCAUGUGAUUGGGGAGGGAAUCGCAGAGAUGCAGACGAUGCUCGAUAAUUUGAAGAAAUGUCACACCGACCUGACUCUCAAGCAGUCGUCUCUUGAUAUCAUCAGUGCUUCUACUCACAGCUUGACAGCCUCACAGACGUCAUCAAGUGAUACCGAGAACGUCGUCUUUGCUGUGGCGACAGUGAGUCAAAGCUUUGGAGCUGUCGAACAAGAAGUGGUGACAAAGAUUGGCGUGUUGGAAAGAACUGCUGAGGUUGCCAGCGAGCUACAACAAUUGAUUGAGACAUUUGUUGUGUGGUUGGAUGACACGGAUAGUCAACUGGAGGCACAAGGGAAGCCGGCUGGUGAUCUGGAAGUGUUAGCAGACCAGCUAGACAAGCACAGAAAACUGCACGAUUCCGUUGGCGAUCAUCAGAACAAUCUAAUCCGGAUCUUCCACCUCUCACGUCCCCUUCUUAAAUCGUCUAGACGUGGACGAGGAGACAACGAUGACGAUGGCAAUGACUCAUCAAGCGACGACAGCUCAGAGGGAGAGCAUUCACAGUCAAGCGAAAGCGACAACGAGGAAAUUUCCGACUUGCAAGUGACGUUGAGAGAACUGAAACUGAGAUAUAGAGACAUCGGAGACAAGGUCGCUGAGAGGCAGCGCUCGCUCGAAGUCGGCAUGCAGAGGCUGCGCGAUUUGUUCAUUAUGAUGCAGGACUUGCAGUUCUGGAUGCUGAAGGUUGACCAGACGAUGAUGGAACGCGUAGAGGAUAUCAACAGGGAGCAGUUGCUUGCUCAGAAAGAGUCUCAUCGGGAACUGGCUGCCGAGUUUGAGAUGAAACGUGAAGAUUAUCAUCGUUUGAAUGACAGUUGUGCUCUCUUCUUGGCCGACUGUAUGGACGCGAGUUCUGCGAGUUUGACGAAAGACCUGGCCGUACUGAAUCGUCAGUGGACGACAGCGGAAUCAAAAAUGCGUCUAAGACAGUCCCAAUUGGACAUGGCUGGUAUGAAGAUCAAGGUGGGUGGGAGCAGUCAAGCCCACAGUAAGUUUGCUGCCACAUGUCUUGUGGUCUACAGCUGGCUUGGACCGUUGGAGGAACAGCUUUUGACGCCUGCUUUGUUGAAUGCUGAUUUGGAUGUCAUUCAAGAGAAAUGUGAACUUUAUCGGGCAAUACAAGAACAAGUCGCCGAUCAUCAUCACGAAAUUGACCAACUCAACGAUCUAGGAGAGCAAGCCAUACACGAAUCCUCAGGAUCAGACAACGGCCGUACCAUUGAGCAAGACAUUGAGCAGGUGAUGGAACGUUGGGAGGUCAUCUGUAGUCUCGCACCCGAACGGCUCAACGAGAUGGAAGCCACACAGGAGCAGGUGACGGGAUUUUAUGCCGACAUUGAGUGUCUCAAUGAGUACAUCAGCUCGAUGGACAAGACGUUACAAGGACUGCAGUUGGGGGAGAAGAUUGAGGAGGUGCUGGCCGAGAUUGUUGAUGACGUUCAAGAGCAUGCGAAAGUUCGUCAGCAGAUUGUCGAGUUUGCUGAGCAGUUGGUGGAGGCUUCUGGUGAUACAUCGGCCGUUGCUCUGUUGAAGGUGCAGAUGUUGACGUUGAGUAACGCGUGGGCGGCGGUGGAGGAGAGAUUGGGAGAGCUGCAAGAUCAGAUCAGGCAGAGAAAGGAAUUUGAUGUGUCUUUGAAUGCAUUUGGUGCAUGGCUUGAAGAGGCUGAGAAUGCAAUUGAACGUGAAGAUCCACCACAGGACGACAGGACAAGUGUUGACGAGGAGCUUCGUGUUUUACAGGAGCUUGUAGAACAGAUCGAAACUCGAGGUGAGGACCUCGGCAACCUUUGUAAACUAUCACUUGAACUCGACACGAGUUGGUCAAACUACCAAUCUUCAGCUUCUCGCUCUCAUCUCAAUGAACUCAAUGACUCGUAUUCUUCUCUCAAAUCGAGAGCAACAGCGAAGCACACGCGUGUUGCCAGCAUGAGACGUCGCGGUCAGAACUGGCGAGAGACGAUGAGCAAGCUGUUGGUACUGCUGAAAAACGCGGAAGAGUUUUUAGCGACGGCCGUUCAUAAGGGUUGCGAACUGGCAAUGGUACAGAAUCAGUUGAUUGUUUACAAGAAUAUCUACAGUAAGGUGCUCACCUGCCAGUCGGAUAUCGCGAUGGUCAACGAAACCGCCAACGAGUUCCAGCGUCCGCAAUUGGAGAGUCUCAACAGUCGAUGGGAAGCGAUGCGACACGCACUCAAUGAUAGACGAACGGAUCUAGAAAACACCUAUGCAAUGUUGGGAGAGUUCUACGCUGAUGUGAAGAACCUUCAUCAGAUGAUGGUCAAUCUGGAGACGAAGAUUCGAGGGACAAGUUCUCAGUCGGACGAGGAGCGGCUGGUGGCGAAGAUGAAUGAGUGUGGUGGUUUGCUAGAGAAGACGGAAACGACCGGUCGUCUUCUGUUAGAGAGCUCGCUGACUGGCAGGCCGGCGGUUAACACGUUGCAGAGAGCGCUCGGUCAGCUGACCCAUUGUUACAAUAAGCUGAAAGAUUUGUUUGAGCAGUGGAAAGCUGAUCCAGUGGAGGUUUGCAGCAAGCAAACACUCUCACUCAUCACAGCCAAUCUCGGACCUCUAGUCGACAUCGUCGAGUCACCCAGUCCUCAAAAGGACCAACUUGUCAUGAUGGAAUACACAGAACCAGACUACACCCUUCCACCGCGACCAAAACUUGAAAACCUGCCAGGAGUUCUAGAUGUCGUCGAAGCCGAUCUCGGUCGGGAUUCGCCUCCGGUGUCAGACAUCGAUGCUUUGCAGAAGCAUUUGGAGAUGUUUGAGAGUCACUGUAGUGAGUUGAACCGAUAUAAAUCGUUGGUUCAACCAACUUCGUCUGUAAGUUCGUCUGUCAGUUCUAUUGACAGUUUUGCAAGUCCAGUAUCAGCUGCAAUGAGAGAACCAGUCUCCAUCGAUCUUCAACAUCGUUUCAAUACAGUGUACGCUGCUGUCGAUGUUCGACGUCGAGAUCUUGCAUCAAUGCUUGCGUCUGUAUCACGUGUGCACACUCAUCUAGCUGAAAUUGAGCAAUGGGUUCAUGAUGCUGAGGAAUUGAUUGACAAGUCUCGUAGCACUGGCAGCAUGUCGAGAGCGACACAGAGAGUACACAGCCAGAUAUCGAAUCAGCAGAGAAGAUUUGAGACUGUGAGGGAGACGGUGGGAAGGCUUUGCUUGAGAAGUGAGAUCGAAGUGCAGGCGGACAGGAAGCUACGAGAUCGAGUGAACACGUUAGGAGUGAGUGUGGAGAGAGUAAGGAGGAAGUUGGAAGGCAAACGAUAUUCUCAUCUACUAUCAAUCUCACCAUCAGCUGUGACUGCAUUCGAGAGUAGUACAUCACAAUUUCUUGGCUGGCUGGAUCGCGUUGAGUUGCACAUCAAAACGACAUCGAAAGAGACAACCGAAGAAUCAGACAUGGAGCAGAAGAAGAAGCAGUUGGAUGAGAUCAAGCGAGACUGUGAUGAUCAUCGGUCGCAGUUUGGUAACUUGAAGGAAAAAGCAGAGAAGCUUGUGGCAACCGGAGAAGAUGGCUCGAUGCAAGUGCUGGCUAUACAGAAAGCGUGGGACUCCGUGCAGCAUCGAUGGACUCAAGUUUCUGCUUUACUCGGUGAACAACUGUUGUCAUUCGACACAAGCAUGUUGCCAGCAGACAGACUGGAGCAGUUCACCAAUCUGGUGAACGACGUCGAGAACUGGUUGAAGCGAGUUCAGUCGAAAUUGGAACUGGAGAACGUGAACACGACGAACAACAAGGAAGUGAAGUUGGCGUUGAAGGAUCUGGAGGAGUUGAAGCAUCAGCUCACAGUAGAGGACAGUCGUCAUGACAUGGUCGUCACAGAGGGAAAUGCUCUACUUGCAAUGUGUCGUCCUGGUGCUGCAGAAGCCGUUGAGCUUGCAAAGACAAUACAAUCCGUGCGGCAGCAUUAUCGAAGUGUUGUGGAUUUGUUGAGUAGGAAGAUGAACAUGUUGAAAGGGAAUAAUCGAGUGGAGCCUGUUCAGAUUAGAGAGGUGGUAGCUGACGUUCAUGCCGUGGUCCCUCGUCCAUUCAGCACCGUCGACUCACCCGUUCACUUUGUUGCGUAUGCAGAGGACCUGCUAGCGUGGCUCGAUGACGUAGAAUUGUAUCUCAAAGAGUGUCUCAUCGUCGGAGAAGUACAGUCUAUCAGAGACUGCUUGAACAAAAUUAAGGUGACGGAAGGUGAGCUUGAGGCGAAGACCAAGCGGUAUGAUCAUGUCAUUCAGGGAGGGAAUGAUCAACUGGAAGAGUAUGGGGAAACGUCAGUGGAGGCCGCAACUGUGAGAUCGUCAAAAGAUCAGCUCACUAAUCGAUGGAAUACGGUCACAAAUUUGCUUGUCAAGCGUAAGACAAGUGUACUCCUUCUCAUCCCACCAUGGCAAGACUUCAGAACUCUAAAAGACAGUUGGAUUGAACGAGUACAACUUGUUUCAGGCCGUCUUGCCCCUCAUGUUUGGGACAUCACCGUUCAACCUCUACAAGCGGUCGAGAAGCAGCUGCAAGUAGUCGAGGUCUUGUCGACCGAACUCGACGAGCACGACGAGGCACUCGAACAUAUUCUCGUCGCCAGCCGCAAGCUCGUCGACGAGUCGGCAAUGGAAAACACGCAGCCACUGCGCGACUGGAUGCAGUCGGUCGAACUCGAAUGGGACGAACUGAAAGAGAGCAUCGGUAAGCGACCGGGUGAGCUGCAGGAUGUCGACACUCAAUGGCGAAACUACCUGGAAGGCGUGUCUGCGUUCGAGUUGUGGCUUGAGGGGCUGGAGACUCAGAUGAAGGAGCUGGACCCGGUCUCGUCCGAUCCCGCACAGCAGCAGCGCCAACUGGAGCAGCAAAAGGUCUUACAAGAGGAAGUGAACGAGCAACUGCCAGCACUUGAGGGCAUCAAUGCGUCGGGUGCUCACGUGAUUGAGGAGAGCAAGCAGGUGGUGGACACUGCAGCCCUGCAGGCGAGGAUAGCGCAGAUGAACGAGCGGUGGGAGAACUUGCAGAACGUGAUCGAGGAAAGACGAGGAGACCUUGGAGAUCCGUACGUCAAGCGGCGACGCAUUCUACGGCAAAUGACGGAACUUCUCUCGUGGCUUGCGGACGUCAGAAAGCGGCUGGAGUACAUGCUCUCACAUCCGCUCGGAGUCGACUUCAAGACGGUCAGCGUGCAAGUCCAGCUGCACGAGGGUCCAAACGGAUUCGUGAGUCAGCUGAUGAAUAGACGUGAGUUUGUUGAACGAACACUGGCGGAGAGUGAAGAGCUGCAGGUGGCAGAGGGGGUGGUGGGGGAGAGCGACAAGGCGUUGCUCAAUUCGAUCGCUCAGGUGCAUGAGGAACUGGGACGAACGUGGAGAGAGCUCAACUCGAAGUCGGAGGACUGGAGCAAGAAGUUGGAUAAGGCGCAUACUGAGUUGAAGCUGUUUGAGGAUACGUGCGGUGACUUGGAGGGAAGGCUGGAGCAGUUUGAAGUGUCUCUGCAAGACAUGGGAGCCGUUUCGGAGUCGGCCUCGGUUCUGCGAAGACAGAGUGUUGAAACGGAAAAACACAAUUCUGAGAUUACGAUUAUGAACAAACAGUUGAGUGUGAUCGAGGCAUCUAUAGCCGAACAGCAACAAAUGGAAAUCGACGUGUCGGAGACGGCAACCCUACGCGUUGAGCAACUAAAGAAGCGACUGAAACGUGAUCAGAUUCAAAGCAGUAACCGCGGAGACGCGGUCGGCCAAGCGCUUAAAAGAACGAUGAUGCAGGCGUUUCCAAUCCCAAAGCUACCGGCCGGAUGGACGAGAGCAGAGAACGAGAAUGCCGUUCCCUACUUCUUCUAUUAUCACAACGGACAACAGAUAACGUAUUGGGAUCAUCCAGAAAUGAGCGAACUCUAUUCAACGUUCGACACGGGCAACAAGCAUUCUGCAAGCAGAACGGCAAUGAAACUGAGAAGUAUUGUACUCAAGUGCUGUUUCGACAACGUUGAGCUCGCUCACAUUGUCAAGUCGAUAGAGAAGUACGGUCUAAGCCAACAGAACGACUCGCCCAUCGACGUCGUAGAAAUGGGCAACGUGCUGGCCGCCGUCUACCAGGAGCUACCCGAAAUAGAUCGCGUCGACAUCGACGUCAACAAAUGCACUGACAUGCUUGUCACGUGGAUACUCAAGCUCUAUGAUCCGUCACAUAGUGGUAAAGUGCCUGUUCUCGGAUUCAAGGUCUGUUUGUCGUCACUGUGUCAGUGUCAGCUGAAGGAGAAGUAUAGAUAUAUGUUUCGUCUUUUGUCCGACGUUUAUGGUCAUACGGAAGCGUCGAGGGUGCAGCAGUUUAUUUGCUACGCUAACGCAGUGCCUGCGUCGGUAGGAGAGGCGGUUGGUUUUCCCACGUCGCAGAACGCUGUAGCGAAGGCUGUGUCGGAAUGUUUCCAUAAGGCCGGAGUGAAGACGUUGCUCGGUCAGAACGCAUUUCUAAAUUGGAUGCUGAGUGAACCCGAAGUUCUCCGCUGGAUUCCCUUCCUGCAUCGCCUCAUAUGCGGCACGGCCAACGGUGACUCGCGACGUGAUAGAGACGAAGAAUCCCGAAGCUGUAGAAUAAGUUGACGAAAUUUCCCGCAUAUACGUCGCUAACUGCCAAUGUACACACACUCGAGGUGAUAGCCGAUGGGCAUGCGCAAAUGGGUUCCUCUGAUUAAAGUUUAUAAUUAAAGACGAUUAUGACUGAUCUCUUUGACAAGUAGGUUGAAGCUCAAUAGGUUGCUGUGACUGACUGGAUCUAUUUUACGAUGCACGCGGUCGCAUUUUGCGUUUAGAUUUAUGAAUUAGUUUGGCAGGA
Messenger RNA from Corticium candelabrum, 13572 nucleotides. Its product is annotated as microtubule-actin cross-linking factor 1-like. The record is from RefSeq and is a predicted model, not a curated record. Gene Ontology annotation, molecular function: actin lateral binding. Gene Ontology annotation, cellular component: cell projection; cortical actin cytoskeleton; actin filament bundle. Gene Ontology annotation, biological process: actin cytoskeleton organization; actin filament bundle assembly. Lineage: Eukaryota; Metazoa; Porifera; Homoscleromorpha; Homosclerophorida; Plakinidae. The transcript has 64 exons. Bases 405 to 13340 code for a protein of 4311 amino acids.